Messenger RNA from Micromonas pusilla CCMP1545, 1906 nucleotides. RefSeq lists its product as uncharacterized. The transcript has a single exon. Gene Ontology annotation, cellular component: nucleolus. NCBI's taxonomy places the organism in Eukaryota, Viridiplantae, Chlorophyta, Mamiellophyceae, Mamiellales, Mamiellaceae. Gene Ontology annotation, biological process: maturation of LSU-rRNA from tricistronic rRNA transcript (SSU-rRNA, 5.8S rRNA, LSU-rRNA); maturation of 5.8S rRNA from tricistronic rRNA transcript (SSU-rRNA, 5.8S rRNA, LSU-rRNA). The record is from RefSeq and is a predicted model, not a curated record. The annotation marks the transcript as partial.
AUGAAUGAAGCACGUCGUCACAAAACUGACAUCGUUAUUACCUCACAGACCUAUCUCCAGGUCUCCCCCGGCUUCGAAGAUAUCCUAGCUUUAUGGGACGCGUACCAUAAUACUAAUACUCAAAGAGUAUGUGUACCGCUCAUGUUGCUCGUUGCAGAUUUACUAAGACACACGCCGGAAGACAGAACUGCCGAGCGAGGAUUCAUACAUUUGCAGCUAGAUGGACUUGCACGAAGCAUCCUGCAGCGACGCAUGCGUGCUGUGUAUUCUCAUCUCAAUAGCAGCAUCCGGAUCAGACAAAAGUGUGCGAUGACACUAUGCAUAUCAAUAACGGCGCGCAGCCGACAGCUAGCCUGGGAUGUCUUCCGCAACCUUGAUUUUACUUUAGCAGCUUUUGCAAAACUCUCUAAACCGCCGCGCUACCAAAUCAAUUGUACUUGGGACUCAACCACGGAAACAAGAAGCUCACACGAUGCAUCAGCCCUACCUACGCGCCACAUUUUCGUGGAGUUUGUCAUGGUGCUUUUAAGCUCCGGUGAUGUGUCUCUCCUACGGUGUGUCCUUACCCAAAAGGUGCUUCUCGGGAACGUGCUAAGGCACCUGGCCAGUGAUCCAGUCCCUCUAGCUUCACGCGUACUGCGUGUGAUGUGUGACAAUGUGAUAGUGGAUGGUAGUGGUGUAUCAGUGCGUUUGCAGGCAGCACUGUUUAGCGACAGAGUUUUGGGACAGAUCGUUGCUAUCAGCGGCAGGCAAGCAGAAGCUGUUUCUGGGACAAAGGGUAUCAGUAAAGCUGCAUGUGCUGCUGAGCUUGCCCACAGCUUGCUGCUGCGAUUAUGCACUGAUCCCGUUCAUGGAUUUCGCCGAGAGAAUGCUUCCGGCCGAUUUGUUGGCGCAAAAGAGGAAAUUAGUCUGGGAUCUAUGUCUGAGGGACACUUGCAAGCUCGGGGGGCUGUAAAAUCAGGAAAAGCUUCAUCGAUAACGAAAAUAGAAUAUUCAUCCCCCGUUAUAAACGCAAUCACGACUGGAUACGCUAGGGAAGUUGAUGAGCGCAACGAAACAGUUUUGAGACUUUUGAGGAAAUUAAAGCCUACAGAGAGUCGCCGUCAUGCUGAGAUGCUCCUGGAAGUUUGCAGCAAACAACCAAACAUAGCUGCCUCUUACAUUCCACAUGCCACAUAUUCGCUUGAACCACGACUUUCUUGGUCCUGGAUCACUGCCUCUUUGCUUGUUGGGAAUUUGGCUGUGGCUGCGAGCGCAUCAAAUGUGUACCCAGUGCUAAAAAAUUCGACACAUGACACGCGCGCGGGAGAGUUGGAGGGAGUUUCAAUUGUUCGUUCAGUGCUACCAUCUUCCUUGACAAAAGUUGGGUUGUCCAGGGGUCUGCAACAUAGCUCAGGACUUGUGCGGCAUGCUACGCUAUCCUUGAUCAUGCACAUACUGCGUGCAUUCCAUGCUAGAAUCUCGCACUUAGCCACCAAUUAUGCAGGCGUAGAUCUUUGGGGUCACGCCAUCUGUGAUAAGAGGAUAUACUUCAAAACACUGAUUCAGCAUGCCCGUCGGACUUUGGUAUCAAUUCUGCCAGAGCCGAAGAAUAUCCUGACUGUUCGCGCCGCAUGUGAAUGUCACGAUGCUGACCAUUUUCAUAAAAUGCACUUGAGCCUACUCCACUUACCUGCUCUAAAUGCACUAGCAGGAAUGUUCGACUUGACAGGAUUGGAAGGGCUGGGAGAGGCUCAGGUUGAUUCUGUCCGCUUGCUUCCAGUGGUUCCGCUCAAGCUUUCUACCCCAGAGCUUGCUGCGAAUCUAGACGUAAUCGCUGCAAUGCUCAACGUGCGACGAUGUGAUAGUCACGUACAUAGCGCUGCAGCUCAAGUUGCUGUAGAGACCAGGAAGGAGACUCAGGAGA